Trichosurus vulpecula (common brushtail) is the source of this 760-nucleotide messenger RNA. Its product is annotated as histone H3-like. The record is from RefSeq and is a predicted model, not a curated record. The transcript has 4 exons. Gene Ontology annotation, molecular function: protein heterodimerization activity; DNA binding; structural constituent of chromatin. Lineage: Eukaryota; Metazoa; Chordata; Mammalia; Diprotodontia; Phalangeridae. Gene Ontology annotation, cellular component: nucleosome. Bases 1 to 741 code for a protein of 246 amino acids.
AUGUCUGGCCGUGGCAAGGGAGGGAAAGGGCUUGGAAAGGGGGGUGCCAAGCGGCACAGGAAGGUGCUCCGGGAUAACAUCCAGGGCAUCACCAAGCCUGCCAUCCGCCGCCUGGCUCGACGCGGUGGCGUUAAGCGUAUUUCGGGGCUCAUCUACGAGGAGACCCGCGGGGUGCUUAAGGUGUUCUUGGAGAACGUGAUCCGCGACGCCGUCACCUACACGGAGCACGCCAAGAGGAAGACCGUCACCGCCAUGGACGUGGUGUAUGCGCUCAAACGCCAGGGCCGGAGAGUACCAACAGCUGCUCACCUUUCCAGUUGUUCUCGUAAAAUGGCUCGUACUAAGCAAACUGCACGUAAGUCCACUGGAGGGAAGGCGCCUCGCAAGCAGCUAGCUACAAAAGCUGCCCGCAAAAGUGCUCCUGCUACCGGCGGCGUGAAGAAGCCUCAUCGCUACAGGCCCGGCACCGUGGCGCUGCGAGAAAUCCGCCGCUACCAGAAGUCCACAGAGCUGCUGAUCCGUAAACUCCCGUUCCAGCGGCUAGUGCGCGAGAUCGCGCAGGACUUCAAGACCGACUUGCGUUUCCAGAGCUCGGCCGUGAUGGCCUUGCAAGAGGCGAGUGAAUCCUACCUUGUGGGACUGUUUGAGGACACCAAUCUGUGCGCCAUCCAUGCCAAGCGGGUGACCAUAAUGCCCAAGGACAUCCAGCUGGCUCGCCGCAUCCGCGGGGAGAGGGCUUAAGCCACGAGGAGGCGCGAAC